Molecule: messenger RNA, 883 nt
Organism: Sphaeroforma arctica JP610
Lineage: Eukaryota; Ichthyosporea; Ichthyophonida
Exons: 1
Coding region: 1-621 (206 amino acids)
Source: RefSeq, a predicted model, not a curated record
AUGAAGCUCUUGCACCGUUUUAGUACUCGUAGGCGUUCGGCACCCACCAAAAAUGCUUUGGCCGACAGUCCGUCUUUACCUCUGGAUUAUCUGAAUUUCUUGGAUACCCUCAACAGCUACACACCUAGGUGGAAAAGGAUUAGUGUCUUCUCUAGAACCAACAACCACCUAUCAUUCGCAUGCCUCGCCUGUGAUACACCCUCGCAUCACAGCAGUCUGGCUGCGUUACAGGAUCAUGUUAAAAGAACUCAUGAUAUCAUUAUUGUGUGUAUGCGUGGAAAUAAGCAGAGAUGUCGUUGCGACGAAUGCGACCUGGAAGUGGAUUCCUUGUCAUUACUGGAGCUACACAUCGAGCUGCGCCACGCGAUUGAUGAAGAGAACGGGAGCAGCAUUUCUGAAAACGAGGCAGUGGAUUUGACCAAGGAGAUUUGGUAUAAAGUCGAAAACGAAGAUCAAAGUGUCAAGAAAGAGAGUGUUGUAAAACCUUGUAUGGAGUGCCGGUCAAUCAUUGACAUGUUCAAAGCAACAGGUCUGAAGGAGGGCGAUGAGGGCACAUCACGGUUUCAGGCUACUUUCCAGUCGCAUCUGCGGUUGGAUCAUGGAGUGACCGUAUUCGGGUAAAAUUGUAGAUAUUUCAAAAUCCGUACCGUUGUCUGGAAGUUUAUAUUGUUUUUGUUGGGGAACCGCCACCAAAUGCACGACAAUACGAUUGCUAGGAAGAUGCCUGUACCGUAUUAUCCAUUUAUUACAAGAAUGAAUAUACAAACAUGCAUCUUUGAAACCUGUACAUACAACAACCCUCAAGAUAAGUUCCCUUGCCGAAUGUUUGGCGAUAUAUACGAAACGAUAGAAUUUCAAAUUUGUUGGUACAUUAAAAUCGGAU